UCUUAAAUCCAGCUUGUUCCUUUCUCCUGUUUUUCAGUUCUUCCUGUCUGGAUCCUCAAGAUAUGACGUGUCAUCAUGGGUUUCAUGGAGUUCUACCUGGAGAUUGACCCCGUCACCCUGAACCUGAUCAUCCUGGUCACCAGCUAUGUCAUCCUUCUCCUGGUCUUCCUCAUCUCCUGCAUCCUGUAUGACUGUCGGGGCAAAGACCCCACCAAGGAGGACGUCCCCGAGGCCUCGGCGCCGCCUAGCCAGUCACCCAUACGCCUGGUGGUCAUGCAGAACUCGCCCGCUUCAUCCCGCUAUGAGCCCAACAGCACGGCAGCGAGCCACGGCGGCGAGCUGCCGACACCAGACCUGAGCCGAGAGCGUGAGAAGAGGAGUACGUUAGUCUGAGUGAAGAGGAAGACAAAGAGGACCGAACUGCUGCGACACUUUCACUUUUUCAUCUUGGACUCUGGUUUUGAAAUCUCCUGGGU
Molecule: messenger RNA, 476 nt
Organism: Thalassophryne amazonica
Lineage: Eukaryota; Metazoa; Chordata; Actinopteri; Batrachoidiformes; Batrachoididae
Gene: smim36
Product: small integral membrane protein 36
Exons: 1
Coding region: 76-393 (105 amino acids)
Source: RefSeq, a predicted model, not a curated record